Elgaria multicarinata webbii is the source of this 4449-nucleotide messenger RNA. RefSeq names its product maestro heat-like repeat family member 5. Lineage: Eukaryota; Metazoa; Chordata; Lepidosauria; Squamata; Anguidae. The record is from RefSeq and is a predicted model, not a curated record. Bases 1 to 4449 code for a protein of 1482 amino acids. Gene Ontology annotation, cellular component: cytoplasm. The transcript has 34 exons.
AUGAGCAUCAUCAACCCAACGUGGCGCAAGGGCCUGGGUGUGACCAGCUACCCAGCAAGGCGGCUGCUGUGGGACUUCAUGGUGGCGCAAGAACAUCAGUUGCGUUGUUUGCAAAUUGAGCUGGGCUGUUCCUUCGGUGAGAUCUCCGCCCAUGAUUCUGAGAAGCUGCUUCGGGUGAUCCUGUCCUCCCAGCAGCCAGACAGGGGCAAGAAGGCCCAGGCCUUCCUCACCACCCAGGGGCUGGAGCCAGAGAUGGUGGCGGAGCUCGUGGCUGAGGAAGUCACCCGAGAAGUGCUGGCGCCUUUGCAAGGAAAAGGCAAGCGAGGUGAGGCAGAGGCGGGCGGAGGCGGCGAGGUGGAGGGCAAUCUGCGGCAAGUGCCGCCGCUUGUGGCGCCGCCGCCGCUGUCACCACCGGCCCGCCGCCGCCAAGAACACACAAGCGGCAAGAACAAGCAGCGAGGCGGGCGGCGCGGCCUGGCACAGCUCGGCGCGGCGCAGCCUGGCACAGCCCGGCGCGGCCCGGUGCGGCGCGGCCUGUCCCGGCGCGGCCUGGCGCAUCCACAGCGGCAAGGACAAGCAGCGAGGCGGGCGGCGCGGCCCGGCACAGCCCGGCGUGGCGCGGCCUGGCACGGCGCUGUGCGGCCUGGCGCGGCCCGUCCCAGCGCGGCCUGGCGCAGCCGCAGCGGCAAAGACAAGUCCCAGGGCAGGCCGAACAAGCAAGGCGGCGGCGGCGAGGCGGAGUUGUUGGAGGACGCCAAGACGCGGGGAACAGGACGGCAGCAGAGGCCGAGGCUAUACAAGCCAAGCGAGGCAGAGGCGAGAGUCAGGCAUAGGAAGAACAGGAUUUGUCACCAUGAAGAGGAGUGCAGCAGAAGCACAGACAGCUCCCAGCAAAAAGAAAAGGCUAAGCCUCAGAAGGAGGAGCUGGAUGAAAAUGAAUCACAGAUCUGUUUUUUCAACUUGAGGAAUCUCAGAGAAGGAAAUGGCCCUUCCCUGGUGCAAGAGUCCACAGACAACCUGUGUGCCUUGGCUGAGACCAAGGUGGCCGGGGUCCUGCGGGCCAUCUGCAAGUACCGCCAGAGCAUCCACAAGAUUUCUCCAAAGCAUCGCUUGUGCAUUAAUCAGAUCCUGCAAGCUGUGAUCAAGUCAGCCAGUAGCAUAGACUACAAACUGGCUAACGUCCUCAUCAAACUGGCCGCUGAAGAUAUGCUGAGGACCACGGAUCUUCAGGACCUGUAUCAGGACGCGGCUGGUGACAUCCUGGUGGCCUUGUGGAGCCACUUCCCGGCAGACGUGUUGACCAAGCUCCUGGAGGGCUUCCGAGGCCGGCUGCUCCCGUACCGUAGCAUCCUCUGUGUCUUGGGGAAACUGGCAAACAAAGCUUUCACCGAGAGUGACACCUUCAAGAUCGACGUGUGGGAGCAGAAGCUGGUGGAGUUUGUGGAGCGGCUCUUGAUCGAUGUCACGGAUAAGGCUUGCUUUCAGGAACUCCAUCAGGAGCUAGUGAAAGGGGACACAAAAUGCGACAGCCAAAGCCCUGAAAAGAUCUUCCUCUACCAGUACUAUGGAGCCAUCCUGCGUACCUCAGAUGACUCUCAGUUAGUCCAAGAGCAACUCUGCAGUAUCCUGUCCCUGUCCCACCGAGGACCUUUGGAAGCAAUGGGCAUCGCUUCCGCUGUGGGCUUGGCUGCAUCCCGCCACCCCGAUGAGGUUUUAAAGGCACUGGAGAACUUCAACAAGAAUGGGUCACAAGCCAGCCAGCACUGCAAGUCGACCACGCUGCUGCUGUGCUACGGACGUGUGGCCCUGGGCAUGAAGGAGGAGCUGCUCCCUCGGGUCGAACUCAUCCUGACCAAAAUGAUGGAGCACUUCGCCAUCGCCCCCUUGGACAUAAACCUGAAGAAAACCUUUUUGAUUGCUGUGCUGAUGUUCCUUGAGGCCGUUGCUGCAACAGGUAAAGCACAAGGCAUCUGUCUGGACAAGAAAACGGCACUGGUGGAAUGCCUGAUCGUGCUGAUUGAAAGAGAACCUGUCCACACACUGGCCAGCACAGUGCGUCAGGAUGCUAUGUACAUCGCGAAAGAACUCAGCAAGCUGAAGCCUCUCCUGGAGGCAGAGAAGAAAUCCCAGCUGCUCUGCGUCUCCUUCGUGAGCGUGUUUGGCCUUCCCCCCCUGGACAGCCUAGAAGGGCAAACGUACGGAAACGAGCCGGCAGUGGAUGACGUCAAAGGCCUCUACCACCAGACCAUGAGCAGCUUUGAGGAGAUGCUGCAAGACCUGCUGCUGGAGAACCCACGCCCAAGUGAGCUGCAGCACCUGAUGAAGAUCAUGGAACCAUGGAUGACCUCAAAAUCAGAUCAUGUGCGUGAGAGAGCGGUGGAGACAGCAAUGAAGCUCUUGAAAUUUGUAGCUGGGCGUUUCCACUUUGAUCUGUCUCGGGACUUCAGCAAGCUGGCCCACCUGACUGCUGUUCUGAUAGCUCUGUGCAAUGAUCCGGUGCAGCGCAUUAGUGCUUUUGCAGUGCAAGGAGUCAGCUGCCUCUAUGAGAUCUUGUUGCGCCGGAAGGGGCUGAAGAAGAGCAAGCAGAAGAGGAGGAAGUGGCCGUUGCAGAGGAGCUUCAAGGCCCAGGAAGAGGAGUGGUGCUCCCUCGUGGUGCUGGACAGCAGCUGGCAGAUGGCAAUGCAUUGUGGCGACCAGGCCUUCUCCGCCCAGCUGACCAACCUGCUGCUCUCUGUUCUGGAUAGCCUGAGGGACUCCAACGCAGAGCAGCUGAAGGCCGCCGAAGAGGUGCUCAACGCGAUCCUGCAGAACCAUGCCAUGAAGGUAGAAAGGGUGCAAGACAUCAUGGGAGCUAUCUACAUGUGCCUGCAGCUGCGCCAGGCCUCGUAUUGGACUCGGAAAGUGGUGCUGAGGGCAUUAGCCUUCCUGAUCCCGUAUCACAUGGAGGAAGUCCUGCGAAGCUGCCUCUCUUUUUCAAUACCCGUGAACAGGCACGCUAGUGAGCUCUGGGCAGCAAUGGCCUCAACGCCCCCUGUGGCCGGGCAAAUCCUGCAGCUGUUGCUGAAGAACCUCCAGGUCAAGGAUCCUUCGGAGGGGGAUGAAGCCAGCGCCACCAUGUCUCUGGCUGCAAUGAACGUCAUCUACGAGACCUUCCACAUUCCCGGGUACCGCGCAGCCCUGGCAGAGAUGCACCUUCAGCUAUUCAUCCCUUUGCUCAAGCAGGUCCUUUACGUGAUGCAGCUCAACUUGCCAGAGGCCUUAAAAGCCAGGCAGGAAGUCAUCCUGAGAGAAAACCCUGAGGCACUCAGCUUCAAGAGCAUGGCAGUCGAGAUCAUGAAAAAACUGUUCUCUGUCGCUUGGGACUGGCCGGUCUACGCCUGCAUCGAGUUCCAGCAAGGAUGGCUGGCGCUGAGCACCCCGCAGCAGUUCUUACAAGGCACGCGUCUGCUGGCCAGGGCCAUGACAGAGUGUGACAGUCCACACAUCCCCGGCAUCUUUGGGGAGGCCGCCCUCAUCCUCAGCAGCGAGGAGGACGAGCUGAGCAAGAUGACGGCUUUGGCGCUGGUCAUUGAGUUCCUCAAGAGCCCCUCUGCCGCCAAGCUGAUGAACAGGUUCAACCUCAAGGACCACCUCGAGGACGGCGUGGCAUCCUCCAAUCCGGUCAUCCGAGACCUUUGUGUGAAAGGGCUGAGCAGCUUUGUGUUCCAGCCAGGGAAGGUCAAGCUUCUCCGAGAAGAGCUCCCAACCCUGAUCGACUCCAUGUUCAGCGGGCCUAAAAAGCACAUCCUCGAGGGACUGGGAGCUAUCAUGACCGCAAUCUAUAAGAUGGAUGGCCAGGGGAUUGGGCCUCUCUGCGUGGACCUGGCUAUGAAUGUUCGCUCAUUCUUUGAGGAUGAAAGCGCCAGCGUGCGUGCAAUGGCCAUCUCGCUGUUCGGGCAGCUGGUGAUGAGAGCGAAAGAAGCUGACAAGACCCUCCUGGAGAAGGAAGUUGUGCACAGCCUGCUCCCUUUGCUGCUCCACCUGAAAGACCGGGACGGCACAGUUGUCAUGAGAUGCAAACUGGCCCUUUUGCAUUGUGGCGUCUUCCUUGGAUGGGGUCACAUGAAGCUGAUGUUCUGCAGCCUGGCCUGGGACAACCACCAGAGAUGCUUGGUGAAAGUCUGGAAAUACCUGAUGAGGAACAGCCAUGACAACAUCCACCUCUUCCUAUCCCAGGCCUUGGGAUACCUCCAUCACCCGCAGAUAGAGAUAAGUCACGCGGCUGCACGGUUCACAGGUGAGACGCUCAACUAUUACAGCUCUGAGCUAUCAGAACACCUUGAACAGGAGGACAUUUUGUACCUGAAGAAAGUUUUCCAGAAGAUGAAAUCAGGCCCAGAUCCCAGCAGGGUGCACUUCGCCAAAACCUACCGCGUGGCUUUGCAGAAGCUGUCCGUGAAACGGAGGUGA